This is a messenger RNA of Pichia membranifaciens NRRL Y-2026, 1374 nucleotides long. RefSeq lists its product as hypothetical. Lineage: Eukaryota; Fungi; Ascomycota; Pichiomycetes; Pichiales; Pichiaceae. Bases 1 to 1374 code for a protein of 457 amino acids. The record is from RefSeq and is a predicted model, not a curated record. The transcript has a single exon.
AUGUCCAUUUCUAUCAAGAGAAGUAUUACGUCAUCACACCAGGACUCGGGUCUUCCUAAGAGACAGUGUCUGGUGAACAGCAACUCUGUGGUGAACAGGCUCUGCGCGUACAGAAACGCCGGCAGGCUGACCAGAGAUGGCACUGUCGACGCGUCGUCGUCGUCGGACGACAACGACGACGAGGACCGCGAUGGUGACGACGACAAGUCAGACGUCGAGCAGGCUGCAGAGCGGUCGAACGCGUUGAAGGUGAAGUCCAUCCGGUUCGCAGACUCGAUCUGCGGCACGCCGAUCGACUCGCGGCUCUCGAAGGCUGUUUCGCAGUACAGCGACGACGAGGACGACGAGGACUACGACAACGGCAACGGCGGCGAGAAGGACAGCGUGAAGAUCGCCGAGGCCCGCCACGAAAACGAGCACGCUGCGCGUGCCAGCGGCAGAAGGGACAGCAGCUCCGCUCACAGAAAAGAGGAAGGCCUCUGCAGCAGCGGCAAGUCGAGUCCGUUCUCCGAGGGCCGUGCGUUUUCCCUGAACAGGAAGAGAGCGACGUCCACCAACGACAUCUUGAAUGUCAACUAUGUCUCCGGGCACGGGCUCUUGAACAACAAGAGGUACUCGGUGAACAUCUCGGACGUCGUGAGCUCGAUUCCAAACAGCAGCGAGAACUUCCACUCGUUCAACCUGUCGAACAAGGCUCUGAAGCACAGCGGGAACAUCCCGCGUUGCGAUUUCAUUGCCAGAUCGCGUUGCUUCGAGUAUUUGGUGGGUGCCAUUGAUGAAGCCUGGGCUCGUUACUGCGACUCGACCUCCUACGACGAGGACUUGGCGUACGGCUACGAUGACAGCAAAAGCAAUAGAGGUAUUGCCAACACCAGAAACAAUGACACCGACUGCAACAUAUCUGCUGGCGGUGCUGGCGCAGCUGUCGCCAACACCCCCAGCUCCAACAACUACUCCUCCGAUGACGACGAGGGAUACAAGACCGAGUUCUCGGCAACCACCACUGUCACUGAGUACGACAGCGACUUCCACAACCAGGGCGGCAACAAGUUCAGAUCUUUCAGCAUGAUCAACAACACGCUCAACGGCAACUCCACGAAGAGUAACAACAACAACAACAACCGGCGCGUCUCCGAGGUGCCGGAGAACGUGCGUCUCCAGGAGUUGAAGGACCGCUUCACCAAGUCCAAGUACUAUCUCGAGGACUUGGUGGACUCCGAUCUCCACAGCGACUGCGUGGCGUUCUGGACCAAGUGGGACUUGAUCAAGUACUCCAUCGUGGACUUUGUCGAAGAGGACGAAGAGGACGACGACAUUGAAAGAAAGAUCGACGAGUUGGAAGCAGGACGCUUUGCUGGUUCAUUCGUCAACUGA